Messenger RNA from Cladocopium goreaui, 1371 nucleotides. Lineage: Eukaryota; Dinophyceae; Suessiales; Symbiodiniaceae. The record is from the annotation of a GenBank genome assembly.
AUGCCGGAGACCAUUUGGUUUUCUCUAUGGAAAUCCAAACAUUUCCAAAAAUACAUUCUGGAAGAUGCUCGAACAUUACCGUCCUUUUGGAGUGCUUGUGGUCAACAUCCGGCUUUGCUCAAUCAUCCGGUGAAGACCAUCCAAAACUACGCAAAGAGAGCGGUUCCUGUGGUUUUGCAUGGCGACGGGGCGGCCGUCACCAUGCACAUAGGAUCUAACUCCAAGAGUUGUUUGUUUCUAUCAUUUCGCAGCUUGGUGGCCACCGCUAGUAUCCAUUUCUUGAUGGCGGCGGUGUGGACAAUGGCCUGCAGCAAAGGAAGGUUCAAUACGUCAAAAGCCAUCUUCCGACGUAUCGCACGCUCGUUUGAAGCCUUGAUGGACUGUCAAACCACUGGAGGCUUUUUUCCAGUAGUUAUCUGGACCACCGGUGAUUUGGAAUAUUUCAGUGAUUUUCAUCAUGUGGCUCGUUGGAAUGCAUCGCGGCCGUGUUGUCUGUGUUCUGUGCCCAAGGAGGCUUUGCAACACGUGCCGCCGUUUGAGACUUUGGCGUUGCAAGCAGAUGAUUGGAGUCUACCUAGGAGUCAUCCAUGUCCACUGUUUCAAUCUUUGAUGAGUCCGCAAAGUAUUGCGCCAGAUUAUAUGCACACCAAACAUCUCGGUUGUGACUUGCGUCUGCUUGGAAGCGUGGUGUGGAUGAUGAUCUUUGAGCUCCCAAGCACAGAAAGUUUGGAGCAUCGAUUGCAAACACUCUUGCAUGAAGCAAAGGCUUUCUGGUCUGCAACGCAAAGUCGCAGCGGCUUGAAUAACUUGACAUUGGGAAUGUUCUGUGACGUGAAUGAUAAACAGUGCCGGAAGAAGUAUCCGAAGCUCAAGGUGAAAGCUGCCGAAUCCGUUGCGUGCAUAGUGGCUUUCUUACAUCUUUGGCAACAGAAGAUGGAUCAUACCAACAAAGCACACGUUUGGAUCAAACUCUCUUUGCAAGCUUCAGCGGAUAUGGAUAUAAUCUUGAAAAGGCACAGUGCAGAAUGGAAGUUGACACCCGAGGUACACUCGGAUUUCAUGACAUGUACCAAAACGUAUUCUGUUUGUAUGGUCGCCUUGCAGAACCAUUACUGGAAUCAAGAAAAUCGAAAACUCUUUCAAGCUGACACUUUCAAGGGCCACUGGAUGCUUCACUCGGCUGAAUUGGCGCAGUACAUCAACCCACGCUGGACCUGGUGUUAUUCGGGAGAAUCUUUUAUGUCGUCCUGCAAAGUUUUGAUGCAAGCGUGCUUGAAAGGUCGUGGAAUGUUGAGUUCGUUGCACAAAUUCAUCGAGCGUUACAAUAUUGCUUUGUCUAUGGACCUUGCAGAGUCUUGGCAGUUGAAGUGA